Notechis scutatus (mainland tiger snake) is the source of this 1143-nucleotide messenger RNA. It is a transcript of the gene TFEC, whose product is annotated as transcription factor EC. Lineage: Eukaryota; Metazoa; Chordata; Lepidosauria; Squamata; Elapidae. Gene Ontology annotation, biological process: regulation of transcription by RNA polymerase II. Gene Ontology annotation, molecular function: DNA-binding transcription factor activity, RNA polymerase II-specific; RNA polymerase II cis-regulatory region sequence-specific DNA binding; protein dimerization activity. Gene Ontology annotation, cellular component: nucleus. The record is from RefSeq and is a predicted model, not a curated record.
AUGCCUCAUUUGACAGAUUGCUCUUGCUAUCAGGUUCAAGCCCACCUGGAAAAUCCAAUGAGGUAUCACAUUCAGCAAAUUCCACAGCAUCAAGUGAAACCAUUCCUGACACUGGAUACCAAGUUAUCUAACCAACCUCUAUCACUGCCUAAUUCCCAAUCUGUAUCUUCUUCAGGAUCUACACCUAUAAUAAAGAGUGGUCAUGUGCCACCUACUAGUAAUAUCAGCAUUCCUGAAAGUCCAGUAACCAAGAUACUAACUCUUGGAGGAGAAAAUGGGAUGGAAGAAGUUAUUGAUGAUAUAAUCAACAUGGAAUCAAAUUUUAAUGAUGAAGGGAUAUGUCGUAUUGAAACACCACUGCCGAUACCAAGAGUGCUUUCAAGUAGCAUUCUGGAUAUAUACAACAGUGACCAAGGAGUGACAGCUGCCAAUAUGGGUCUUACCAAUUCUUCCUAUCCUUCUAAUUUGCCAGUUAAAAGGGAACUCAUAGAUACACACAGAAUCACAAAAGAGAGAGUGAAAAAGGACAACCAUAAUCUCAUUGAAAGAAGAAGAAGGUAUAACAUUAAUUACCGGAUUAAAGAGCUUGGCACCCUUAUUCCAAAGUCUAAUGAUCCCGAUAUGCGCUGGAAUAAAGGAACUAUUUUAAAGGCAUCAGUGGACUAUAUCAAGUGGUUACAGAAAGAACAACAGAAAGCUCAAGAUUUGGAGCAGAGGCAGAAGAAAUUAGAGCAAGCUAAUAGACGACUGUUGCUACGAAUUCAGGAGCUAGAAAUGCAAGCACGUGCCCAUGGACUACCAAUCAUGUCUUCAGUCAGUGUGGUUGACUUAACCUCCAGGGUCAUGAGACAACUGGCAUAUCCGGAAGAGAAUUCAAUAGACUACAUUCAACAUCUAGCCACGGCUCAUGAACAACAUGCUGAUCUACAUGACCCAGCUGCAGCCUUUUCUGAUCCACUCUCCCAUUUUACAGACUUGUCUUUUAGUGCUGCCUUAAAAGAACAGAGACUAGAAGAAAUACUACUAGAUGAUACAAUAUCGCCACUUGGGAUAGACCCUCUAUUAUCCUCUAUGUCUCCUGCUGUAACUAAAGGAAGCAGCCGAAGGAGCAGUUGCAGUUCAGGUGAUAGUGAUGAUAUAUAA